CUCCCCGAGAAAACAAGCGUCACAAGGUGGUAGGAUAGCGCGUGAAACAGCUGACUACAUCCAGUGAGACCUAGUGAACCGUGUCCGCCGACGCAGCUUGCAUUGACCGGCCGGUACUUUACGCAAAACCCGUUUGCACUUGUCGUGUACGGUUGCAAGUGCGUGCAUUGUUUGUUUACAUUGCGACACGUUCGAUCGGGAGCCCUUGAUUCGAAGAGAGAAGUCGUUUCAUUCGUGGCGCGCUCAUUCGGUGGUUCGUGCUCUGGCUCAUGAUGACAAGCGAUCGAAGCGACCUCUGCGUGAAAGUGCUCGAAGCUGUACCCAACUGCGAGCGGUUGUCGCGACUGUUGGAAUGUUUUUCAAAUGAGUUUGCACGUGCUCCGAGCUUCAUUGUACGCUGCAGUGGAAGGGUAAACAUUAUUGGCGAGCAUGUCGACUACUGUGGAUAUCCCGUGUUUCCGAUGGCCAUCGAGCAAACGAUCCUGCUGGCAGUGGCCCCUUCGGACGACAAUCUUCUGCACAUCAAGAAUGCCGAUAGCAACUUCAAGCCGUACAAGUGCAAUGUCCUCACUUUUAGCAUUGAUGUGCCCAGCGUUGGUGGACCGAACUGGUAUCAGUACGUGUUGUGCGGCGUGAAGGGAAUACUGGAAAACAACACCAUUCAGCACGACGCUCCUCGAGGCAUGAUGAUCAUGCUCUCCGGCAACAUUCCUCCGGCUUCGGGACUUUCUAGCUCGAGUGCCAUCGUCAGUGCCACAGUCCUUGGAACAGCGUACAUGCAUAAUGCCACACUGAACAAACAAACUCUGGCCACUAUUUCGGCCGAGUGCGAAAAGUUCAUCGGUACACAGGGUGGCGGUAUGGAUCAGGCCAUUGCAUACCUAGCACAGGAGGGAUGCGCUCAGCUGAUUGAAUGGAAUCCGCUUCGAGCCACUCCGAUUCAGCUGCCGGCAAAUGGAGUGUUCGUCAUUGCGAACAGCUUGUCCGAGGCGAACAAAGCGGCCACUUCCGAUUUUAACCAGCGCGUUGUGGAGUGUAGACUUGCGAGCAGACUGUUGGCGAAACAGAUGAAACUGAACUGGCGCGAUCUGAGCCGUUUCGCCGAUCUGCAGAAGGCGCUUGGCUAUUCGCUGGAGCAGAUGGAAGCUCUUGUGCAUGCCAAUCUGGUGCUGAAUGAGUACACUAGGACGGACUUGCUAAAGCUGCUGGAAGUCACCGAGGAGGACUUUUCCAACAAUCUGCUCACGCCCAACACACGCCAUUCGCAGACAUUCAAGCUCAGGCAGCGUGCGCUGCACGUUUUGCAAGAGUCACUUCGGGUGCAACAGUUUAUAGAAACGGCCAGAUCGAAUCCAGACGAUUGCAUUUCGCGCAUGAAAACGCUCAUGAAGCAGUCGCAUGAGUCUUUGCGCACACUUUACGAAUGCUCGCACGAAAACUUGGAUCGGAUCGUUGAAAUUUCCGAUCAACUAGGCGUAGGAACGCGGCUCACUGGAGCUGGAUGGGGCGGAUGUGUUGUGGCCCUGUGUGACGGUGUGGAGGAAAGCAAACGCUUUGUCGAGACGCUGAAAACGGAAUUCUACGCCAACAUUCCAAAAGCACAGACGUGCGAUAUUGGUACCCUAUGCUUUGCCACCAGCCCACAAAGAGGAGCCGAAAUUUAUUCGAUCGAAAAGCAAAACAACAUUCUGAACCCAUCGGCUUAACAAGAUUCAACAAACAAUGAAUAGUUUCUUUCUUAGUUUAGUUACCAAGUUCAAAUAUGCCAAGGCAAAUAUUUUCGCCUAUGUUUCUUCUAACUGCCAUGGCCACAAAUAAAUGUAACUUGCCAUUUUAGCUGUACUCCACUUCAGACAGCGAUAGUUUAUCUCUAGUACCUUCAAACAUGAACUUGUUUUGUGCCCUAGCCGAUUAACUGCAAUAAACAGUUAAGAUUAAUACGACAUAAUUAGUAAAUAAGCUCCAUAAUUUAUGUCGCGUUUAAUAGAAACUGCCUUAUACAAUGAUCAACCGUUCUAGAGAAGUUGCAAACAGCAGAUUAAGAAUUAGUUUGAUAGGAACACUAUUUAAAAUAUAUUUUUUUUUUAUUUUGUUUGGUACUUUAAAAAUAAUCACAAUCUAAUAAUUUAGCUUUGCGAUAAAAUGCUUUGAACAAAUUUGUUUUUGCUAUAACUAAAUGAUUUUGAA
Anopheles moucheti is the source of this 2187-nucleotide messenger RNA. Its product is annotated as N-acetylgalactosamine kinase-like. The transcript is spliced from 7 exons. Lineage: Eukaryota; Metazoa; Arthropoda; Insecta; Diptera; Culicidae. Gene Ontology annotation, biological process: carbohydrate phosphorylation; galactose metabolic process. Bases 270 to 1706 code for a protein of 478 amino acids. Gene Ontology annotation, cellular component: cytoplasm; cytosol. Gene Ontology annotation, molecular function: ATP binding; galactokinase activity. The record is from RefSeq and is a predicted model, not a curated record.